This is a messenger RNA of Belonocnema kinseyi, 1296 nucleotides long. Its product is annotated as GDNF-inducible zinc finger protein 1-like. The record is from RefSeq and is a predicted model, not a curated record. The transcript has 2 exons. The coding region runs from base 189 to 719 and encodes 176 amino acids. Gene Ontology annotation, biological process: regulation of transcription by RNA polymerase II. NCBI's taxonomy places the organism in Eukaryota, Metazoa, Arthropoda, Insecta, Hymenoptera, Cynipidae. Gene Ontology annotation, cellular component: nucleus. Gene Ontology annotation, molecular function: RNA polymerase II transcription regulatory region sequence-specific DNA binding; DNA-binding transcription factor activity, RNA polymerase II-specific.
AUCCAAAAUAUGGGAUAAAAUCGUGUACUGGUUUUUUGGAACACCAGAGAGAAGAUGACUAUCUCAUUUCUGAAAACAAUCAAUUGGAUCAAAAAUCUAUAACUACUGACAUUUGUAUUCACAAUAAUUCUAGAGCCGAAAAUUUAGUUGAAUAUUACUCUCACGAAAGUAUAGUCAUCAAAGAUGAAAUGAUCCAAGAUCAGGAAACGGAAGAAGUGACAGGUCAAUAUCGUAAUACAAACUCUAAGUCAAAAGUUCGUACCUUAGAUAGAAGAAAAGAAGAUAUCUUAGCUAUUCAGAAGACACUGCGGAGCCAAAAGAAGCAGCAAAUGCAGAAUUUAAAAUCAGAAAAGAUAUACCAAUGCAAAAAGUGUGCCCGAAGCUAUAAACAGAAAGCAGGCUUAUAUAAUCAUCAAAAAUAUGAAUGCUACGUCACGCCACAGUUCCCAUGUAAUUUGUGCGGCAAACUAUUUAAACGAAAAAGUACAAUGAAUAGGCACGUGAGUCAUAUACAUCUUAACCAAAAACACAAUACAUCUAAAACGAAGUAUAAUUGUAACAAAUGCAGUAUGGUUUACAAUUCUUCCAAAACUUUAAAUCGACAUAAACGUCAAAUACAUGCAGGAGUCAAACAAAAAUUUAUUUGCGAUUAUUGUGGCUACAAAGCAAAUAAAAAAUAUGACUUGGGAGUGCACAUUAUUAGUCGCCAUCUCAAGUAAUUUAAUACACGCAACAUGAAUCUUUAGGAUGUUUAUCAUACUCGUUGUUAUCUCUACGUAACUGAAAACAAAUUCAAAGGAAUCACAAUCUAAAACUACAUUGUUAAAAAUGUUUGGAUUUCUACAAUACUUAUACAAUACAAGCGUCAGAUGAAAUUGGAAACACCGUACUGGAAAGCCAAUUUCAGAAUUUGGAAACUAAAACAUCAUGUAUUGUAAGGUCACCUUAUGGUUUGUAAAUAAACUUCCAAUACAUAUAUUGGAAAUUUAUAACAUACAUUUUUUUUUGCAAAAAGAGUUCACCAAAAAUCAUAAAAAUGAGUUCUGUAACUUAAAUUAUUUCUGUGACUCACAUUUAUCAAUAAUGGCUUACGGAUUUAGUACUUGUAAUAAGUUUAAGUUGUUCACAUAAAAGGAAUACUUAUCUGGUAUAUGUAGAUACGCUCAUUCAACUUAAUAAUAAUUUCGUAUUUACUGCAUCAUGCUUUUAUGAUCCUCUACGUUCUUAAUUGUGUCGAUAUUGUAGAAUAUAGAUAGUACAUCUAGAAAUAAAAUUAUAGGUAAAUCCUGUCAAAUA